Molecule: messenger RNA, 693 nt
Organism: Henningerozyma blattae CBS 6284
Lineage: Eukaryota; Fungi; Ascomycota; Saccharomycetes; Saccharomycetales; Saccharomycetaceae
Gene: HNT3
Product: DNA 5'-adenosine monophosphate hydrolase
Exons: 1
Coding region: 1-693 (230 amino acids)
Biological process (GO): double-strand break repair; single strand break repair
Cellular component (GO): nucleus
Molecular function (GO): double-stranded RNA binding; single-stranded DNA binding; single-strand break-containing DNA binding
Source: RefSeq, a predicted model, not a curated record
AUGACUAAAGAUUAUACUUUUUCAUUUGCUCUAGAGUCUUAUAUUUUGCAUCCAGAAAGGUUCCCAAAAGAAGUUCUUUAUUAUGAUUCACAUGCCAGUAUUGUUCAUGAUGGAUUUCCAAAAUCAUCAUUUCAUAUAUUAGUCUUACCAAGAGAUUUAGAUUUAACACUACAUAACCCUAAUAUAGCCUUAACUUCAUCAACUAAAAGAAAAUAUGAAAAAUACAUUAGAAUAUGUAGUGAUUAUAUUUUCCAUGAAUUUAAUAAACUCUAUAGAUUAAAUCCUGUCAAUAUCAGUGAUAACCCUUGGUUUAAUUCUGUGGGUGAAAUUCGCAAUAAAAGGUUAUUUUUCAAAAAUUUUAUUCAAGUGGGUAUUCAUUCUGUGCCAUCUAUGUCAAAUUUACAUAUUCAUGUUUUAACAAAAGAUUUUAAUAAUGAAAAAUUAAAGAGAAAGAGGCAUUUCAAUUCAUUUAAUACUGAUUUUUUCGUUAAAUGGGAAAAUUUACCAUUAGCUCAUGCACCACUUGAUGAAAAGAAACAAGAAAUAUAUUAUAAUAGGAAUCAUCAUUUAAUUUGUAAUUAUUGUCAUGAUAAUUUUAAAGAUGAUUUUGGUGAUUUUAAAAAGCAUAUUACUCAAGAGUUUGAAAAAUAUUUCAUUAGAAUUGGUCCACAAUUCGCAAUUAAACAAUUAUAA